Acanthoscelides obtectus is the source of this 13171-nucleotide messenger RNA. NCBI's taxonomy places the organism in Eukaryota, Metazoa, Arthropoda, Insecta, Coleoptera, Chrysomelidae. The record is from the annotation of a GenBank genome assembly.
AGUCAUGACUGUUAUGCGUUAUUUUCUUUUCAGAAUGGAACAACGUUUCGGAAGGUCACGAGCCAGUGAAACGUCAGCUGUCUGUAUCUAGUGAUAGCAAAUUGUUAGACGAUGACAUUCGAGAAGAGCAAAAAGUUAUCCUAAGGCCACGGAAACCACCCAGACCCAAGUCGGAGGUGUUGCUCAACCAGGGCCAAGCAGAUAACAGGAGGACCAAGAGGUUUUCGGCUUUUGGAGGUGAUUCUCCUUUUGGCAAGUCGGAAGCAUACAUAAAACUAGAACAAUUAGGUGAAGGAUCUUACGCAACUGUGUAUAAAGGCUUUAGCAAUUUACAAAACCAAGUGGUGGCGUUAAAGGAGAUUAGACUGCAAGAAGAGGAAGGUGCUCCGUUCACUGCAAUUCGAGAAGCUUCCCUGUUAAAAGAACUGAAACACGCCAAUAUUGUUACCUUACACGACAUUGUACAUACGAAGGAAACCCUCACGUUUGUUUUCGAAUACGUUCACACUGACCUAUCGCAGUACAUGGAACGGCACGCAGACGGUUUGGACCCCCGUAACGCCAGACUUUUCCUGUUCCAAUUGCUGCGCGGUCUGGCGUACUGUCACCAACGGCGAGUGCUUCACAGAGACGUCAAGCCACAGAACCUGCUCAUCAGCGAAAUCGGCGAACUGAAACUAGCCGAUUUCGGAUUAGCUAGAGCUAAAUCGGUGCCCAGUCACACCUACUCACAUGAGGUUGUCACGUUAUGGUAUAGACCGCCAGACGUACUGCUGGGCAGUACCGAAUAUUCAACAUCUCUGGACAUGUGGGGUGUAGGUUGUAUAUUCGUAGAAAUGAUUACUGGAAUGGCCAUAUUUCCUGGUUUCAGGGACACGUACGAUCAACUAGAUAAAAUUUUCAGGGUGCUAGGUACCCCAGCAGAAGAAGACUGGCCAGGUGUAAGCCGGUUGCCCGGUUACAAACCUUCAAGGUUAGGCAGGUAUCGAGCUCGUCGUCUGGGCUUGUGUUGGCCACGACUACAUGACGUACACCACGGAGAAGCGAUGGCCGCUGCUUUGUUGCAGUUGGACCCCAGGAAGAGAUUGGGGGCCGAGGAGGCGAUGACGCAUCCGUACUUCGAGGGACUGCCCGCGAAACUUAGGGAACUGCCAGACGACUGUUCGAUAUUCACAGUAGAAGGCAUCCACUUGUAUCCCGAGCAGUAUUCGACGAUAAAGAAAUGAGGAUUUCCGCAAAGGUCUAUCUCGGCAUGUAGACCUCUUUACAAGCAAUGACCACUCGUCUUUUGUUGUUCAUGUUUCAUAAUGGCUGCGAACACCGUCACCUUCAACUCUUGUCCACAUCUACUCUGGUUGAAUUAAUGUUGACGUGGGAGCACCAGUUGAGAUUUUAGCUUGGUCUUGCAUAACACUGGUCGCAUUCCAAACAGAAGCACUAGUGACUACAAGGCUACUAUACUAAAGCCAUCUAUGGGCGCCCGCAGCGAUUAUUUUCAGUGGGGAGGGUUGCGAUCAUUGGCAAGCGAUAACUUUUUAUAAAAGUGAAACCUGUUCCCACAACAUAUUGAAGGGCGGUGGCUAGCAAAUAUUCUCAGAGGGGGGCAACUCAUAAAAAUGUGUACACAAGACCGUGCUAGAAUCAGUAAGCAGUAGCGCUGUACCCAUACGAUUGUCGAAGAAGAUUGUCAUCAAAAUUGUCUAGUCAAGUUUUAGUGCAUACUUUCGGUGCAUGCGACUACCAAAGGGUCAACGUUGUAUCAUCAUAAUAAUAAUACUUACGAUGGACAGAUCUACCUUCACUAGGUUGGUGCCGCUCUUUGCAAAUUAUGCAACAAAUAUCAAGUGCUAGUGUUUACAGAUAAUUGUGGUGUUAGACGAUUCCAGGAUAUCGUACUUCUUGCAUAAUUUGGCACAAGAAUAGUGAAGGUAGAUCUUUCCACCCGUAAGUAUUGUCAUGUUAAUACAACAUUGUCACUUUGGUAAACAUAUAGGCUUGGCUCCUAAUUUAUUCGAAUUCGUUGGUUUCUCCAUAUCUUAUAGCAUCUUCAUAUGCUGUGCGAAAAAAUCAUCUUGCUGUGUAGUGGUCAGAUGCGCCUUAUACAGUUGGAACCACUUUAUGGUUAUCGAUUAAUUAUCAUUGUUUCUCUGAGAUAUUCACCAUCUCAGACUGUACUUGUUUGUUGUUAUGCAAUGGACAAGCUAAAUCAAUGUGGAUUUCAAUUUGGAGUAAAUGGCAAUUUAGGACAUUUGAUUUUUCUGUAUGUUCAAGUGUAGUUUUUUACAAUGUUUGCUUUGAUGUCAUCCAUAGUAUCGUCAAAGAAUUUAUCAGAACGAUCAAGGGAACAACUGCAACGAAAGAAAAUGAGAUUAUUCCACUGAUUAUGAUGUAUGAUUGAAACGUUGAAUCACUACACUUUGGUGGUAUUGGCAUGAUUCUCAUAUAUGAUUUGAUUGCAAACAUUUUCGACAGGUCUAUGUCACCAAAUUGUUCUAGGAACGUUGAAAUGAUUAUUUUAGUUGAAUUAUUAUGUAUAUUCAGUUACCUUUUUGAAAAGUAUAUACUUAAUGAUAGUCUGCUACUACAAGGGCACAUUCCUAAACAAAAUUUAAAUACAUCCGAAUCCGAAAAAAAUAUAUAUUCUUUAAACAUUCAGUGGCGUACACAUUUUUUGUUAAUAUUAUCACGUUGAAGGACAGUAGGCGAUACCGGGUUGGUGCUAAAAAUGGCACUUGUGUUUUUCAAUGAAUUACAAAUCGGAAUGUCAUGAUUAGUCUAGAAAAUAUCUUACAAUUCCGAAAAAAAAUUGACAAUGUUGUUCUAAGAGCUUUUUGAUUUUGACGUCUAUAUACGUCCUGUCAAUUCUUAGGUGAAAUUUUUUCUAUAUUUCGCCAGGACGCCGAUAGACGUCAAUAGUUUAAAAAGGGUAAUAUAGGUAUUAUAAUGAAACAACAACCAUAAAAAGGAAAUAUUUUAUUCUAUAGUAACCUGUCUUCAACAAAGUCUAAAGAAAAUAAAACAAAUAUUCAUUACAUAUGAUAGAAGUAUUAUCGGUCGUUCACUGGUCGUGCCAUUCUUCAAAACAAGCUGGGCAAAGAGGCGGUUUUUCUUUACAGCCUUUACAUCUAAAACUGGUUUCCCGUCGUAUAUUUUUUUUAGUGCACAUUCUACACUUCAAAAAUACGGAUUUUUUCAGAGACUUGACUCCAGGGGUUCCCGGAUUUUUUUCCGGCCAAUGUCCUUGCAUUCCCUGCGCAAUAUGUUGAACUUGAUCUGAUUGUUCAAAACGGCGGCUGUCAUGUUUUUGUAUACGAAUGAUAUUUCGUCCUUCUAUAUCAACAGGUAGCUUGAUUAGAGAUUUGAUUAGGUUAUCUUUAAAUUGCACGAAACGGUAUUUACGUGAAUCGCCUUUGCAAAAUUUUCUAUACAGAAAAAAAGAAUUCCACGUAGUCAAGUCAAACAGAUACAACAUUGUCUUUUUAUACCAUCUAAUGGUUUUCCUUGUAGUGGUAUAGGUUGCUAUCAUCUGAUCGCAUCGAUCAAUACCUGACAUGUGUUCGUUAUAUGUUGCUACUUCUUCGAGCUUAUUUUUUUCUUUCCCAUACCUAUUCCUUACUGUGAUCAUGCGUGGAUGAUUUCUGGUGGUUAUCACUAGAACAUCUCGUUUAUCUUUCCAUUUGGCCACAUACACUUGCUUUUUUCUCAUCCAAAAAUGUUCACCGCGCUUCAAUUUUUUCUUUACUAGAGCCUUUGGAUUACCUCGACGAUUAGACCUGAGGGUACCAUUAGUAUGCGUUUUUAGUCUCAAUAGUUUUUCGGACAACGAAACACUGUUAUAGUAAUUAUCCAUGAAUAAUUCGUGCCCUUUCAGUAGGUAAGGUUUCAUUAGCCGCAGAACUAACUUUUCUGUUAAAGUAAAAUGGCCAUCGUUUUCUUUUUCUGUUUUGCCGUUAUCGUUAGUAUGGUCACUGCUGUGUCCACUAUACAUUUCCAUAUUCAACACGUAUCCAUCAGAUGUCGUCAACUCAUAAAAUUUUAUUCCGUAGCGGUCUUUCUUGUUCUUGAUGUAGACCCUAAAUCCGAGCCUGCCUCGAAAAUGUAGCAACGAUUCAUCUAGAGACAAUUCUCUGGUGGGUCCAUAAGGUUUUUGAUACUGAUCUAUAAGCAUGUCUAAAAGCAUCUGAUUUUUUGCUUUUCCUUUUGAUUUUGGCGCUGAACAGCAUAAAACCCUAAGUAUAUGCUCAAACCUUCUUGCGGACAUAACGAAAGGGAAUAUCGGGUGAUAAUAAAGUAUGUCUUUGUAGGAAAAAAAUCGUCGAACGUUGGUGGUCGAAACUUGUCCUUGCAGCAAAGGCCAAGAAAGGCUUUCAUUUCAUCAAUGGUUAUUGCUCGGUAAUUUGCUGACCUGCUGUGCCUAGUUUUUGGCCUAUUUGCUUUCGAUAGUAACUCUCCGUAAUCGUUUGAGCACUGUACUAUGUAUUCUAAUAUUUGCGGCGUGAAGAGAAAUUCAAAAACUUCAAGGGGUGUAGAAGUUUCAUCAAUAUUCAUUUUGACACCUACACUGUUCUCAUCAAAGUCAAAAACGGAAAUUGGCGCUGAUGUGGUUUCCCAUGAUGAUUCGGAUUCGUCGCCAUCAUCACUCUGCCUUUCAGGAUCAGAUAAAUGGAUGCUUUCCUCAUCGUUAUCUUCUUCUGAUGAUGUAUGGUUGAAUAAUAAUUCCUGUUGCUGGUAUCGACUUGGACCUGCUUCUUCUUCGAUUUCCUCAUCGUCGCUAGAGAGCUCGUCGAAUAGUUGUUGCAACCUUCGCUGUUCCCGUUCGUAAGGAUCAUUGGCACCACUCAUCUAAAAUAAAUAAAACAAUAUGAAAUACUUUUUUAUCAGAUGUAUGAAAACGACAAGAAUGUUUUAUUUUUGUAGAAUUAUUAGAUACUAACUAUAAUGACACCACAUAACCUUACAUAGUUAUUACAAAACAAUAACGUUGGAAAGGAAUGAAGUAUUUAGAAAGACUUAGUACAAAACGUAUCAUAAAUAGAGUUACUACUUACAUGGCCGUAAAAACUGCACUACACAAAUAAAUCUCGAAAAAUAGAAAACACGUGGUCGGUCCCGCGUAAAAAUAGGAUGGUAUCGGAAGAAUCAUACGUCCACCUUGGCACCAGAAGAAUGACUAACUAGAUUUGCAUGGAUCGCUGGACGUCUAUCGGCGAUCUGUGUAAAUUUGGAGAGAAAGGGUAGUUCCAUAAGGAGUGGGGGACACACAUCAGUGUAAAGCAUUUUUAGCAUAACAAAAGCGGCAGUAUUCUGAUAUCGUUAGUGCCAAAUGUGGCAGUAGGCUACCAUGUUUAACAUUCGGUAUGGCAAAUGGGACACCAAUAAACGUCCUGCCUUUUACUGCCAGAAUAAGUUCAGACGUCACACGGCGUUCUGGCAGAAUUUACCACGCCAUGGAGGACGUCAAUCGGCGUUACUGUCCUUCAACGUGUUAUGCGUUAGGCUGCCCCUCGAGACACCACUGGAAUUGAUAAUUAUUUUCUAAUUCGUGCUAAUUUAGCGUCUUAUUGCAAUGAAGAACACAAUUUAAAAAAAUCGUAUUAACAAAAAAUAACUUUUUAGGACACAUUACGAUCUUUUGUACUCAAACUUGGUUCAGGAUUGCGCCUUUUCAAUUAAGGCAUAUCGUUAAGUAACACCCCUUUAGGCUAAAUUUUAGUUGAAUUCUAAUCUUUUUCUAAUUUUGUAUUUAUAUAAUGACUUUUAAUUUGACAAAUGUUAUUCAAACGUUUUAAAUAACUACACCAAAAUGGGUUGGAAGUUCUCUGACGGAUGAUUACAAAGCUGAUACAGUUUAAUGCUCCAUAUUGUACCUGGAAUAAUAAUUCAUGAAAAUUAAAAAUUACAUUUCAUUGGUAAUUUUGAAAAAUGCCAAGCAACACCAUUUCUUUAAUUAUGAUUCUAGAAAAGUUUCAAUUUUAUACUUAUAUUUGGAAAAAUAGGCAAAAGCAUACUUGCAAUCAAAUGUGUGCCUCAACUACAAAAAUUCUGACACUAAUUCCAGAGAGGCCAUAAUAUGUAUAUUCUUCAGAAUAAAAAACAAAUUUGAUUUCAAAUUGUUGAACUAAUCAAUUGGGUUUUUCUUUAUUGUCAAUCCAAUUUCAGUAAACGUAAGGAUGUUAUUAAUGUACACAGAAUUACACAAUCUCUUAAAAUCAGACGAUGACGGUGUUGACACCAAUCCAUUCCUUCCAUGGUGCUCAAUUAUUAGUAGUGUAGCAUCUAUUAUUUUAUGAAACGUUUUUUGACUGAAGAACAAAGGUAAAAACACUGCCAAAGCAGUGGAACUGAUAUUUGAAAGGCUGGGAAAUCGUACAAUUGCCUUGCCUGGCACAACUUACAUGUGUGUUGUUUUUUAUGUUGGUAAUUGACGGUUUGCAUACUGAAAUAUACCUACCAAUAUUUUCAGAUUUGAUAGGCAUGUAGGUUAACAUGUAAUACCGUUCUGCGUGUUAUCCAUUUUGAACUUUUUUUUCAAACUUCACUAAGAAGUCUUUGCCUUGAGCCUCCGGCAGUUGUAGACAUCAAAAUAAAAGAUACCAAGAAGGCCCUAAAAGCUUGAUCAGCUAAGUGCAAAUUUACAGGUUUCACGGAUAACUUCUCUUUUCAUAGUUAAUCAGUUUUCGCGGGUUUGGUUAUCCUUCAGUGACUCAAUCCAUUAAACUGGUCGGUCUUUGGACAAAAGGUUGAGUUUUUCACCAGGGUUUUGUAGAAUAGCAGGAAUUCUCAAUAAUGAACAUAUUACUGUGCCCCUCGUUAAACAAUUCAUCGCCGCACAAAGGGAGGCUUUUCAACAGUUCUUCACAAACAGCAACAAUUUCCAACAGAUUUCCUACGUAUACUCGUACUAUAUAUAUCAAGUAUAAUAUUUUUCACUUAAGUUAAUUACCAACAUACAAAGUGAGAUCAAACAUUAGUUAUUUUAUCAUACUAGCGAAACUGAUUUUUUUUUCGGUGUUUACUCUCAGAUUUAAUAUCUUAUUCUUGUAUAUAAUGUAAAAAGUUUUUAUUGUUAAAGUUUACCAUUUACACCUUGUUAUUUUUUUGCAUUUGGAUAUAUUUUUAGUUAAGAAAUUGUAUAUUUAGGACAGGAUAUGUAGUUUUAUAGAUAGAAGCUAUAUAGAAAGACUUAAUAAAAAUAUGCUUAAUUUACUUUUGGUGAUUUCGCAGUAUGAGGUCAGUAGAUUCAUGUAAUUUUUUUCAUUGGAGUAAUUUGGUUUUCCGUCAAAUAAAAUUUGUAAUUCAUAAAUAUUUUAUUGUAAUAAUUUGUAAAACAUACAAAUAUGGCAAAUAUGUUCUAUUGUAAAAAGCUAUCGGGUAAAAUAAAUUUUCGCUCGAGCGUUGUUUCUACGCUUAUACUGCAUAAUUACCAAUAUUGAUAUCGGUUAGCCUUAGGGCUCUCCUCAUAGUCCUGUGAAAACUUUUGCUUUUUUAUAGGGCGUAAUAAUUUAUUUUCACAUUUUAUAUUUACCAUUUUUUAGUCAAAAUAAUAGACAUAUAGUUCAUGUAAAAAUGUAUUGUCCCUAUUAGUUUACAGCAGUGAUUAUGAAGAAUUAAAUAUUCAAAAUCUGAAGGUAAAAAUGUAGGAUAUUAUAAAAAGUGCCAAAAGGGCAACGGCGCAGUGUAAACAUUAGUUUAGACGUAAUAGAAAGAAUUUACUUUUAAUGGUUUGUUUUUUAUACAAGGAUCAUUGAUGUAAGUUGUUGACUUACCAUUCAGUCAAAUAAAAAAUUGUUGGAUAUACAUGGUGAGUCUUCAGUAAAAAAAGUUUAACAUAAAAAUUGCAGCCAACAGUAUCCUCUCAACAUGGAAAAUACUUUUAUUUCUACAGGGCGAUGCUUAACGUGGUGACUCAACAAUACAUUUUUUCGAACGGAAAGCCAUACAUUCCUUUGCAUAUUUGAAUAGGCCCUUUCAAACGAAGCAAUUUGAUAUUCGACAAUCUAUCAAAAACAGACACUCUCACCUCCGCAACUGUUAUAUAUGGGGUAUCGAAUUUUUCGUUAAAAAACGUUUAUGAUCCCAUGUUUUGUCCUUACCUUGUUUGUUCAGCUUUUUUGUUAAUUUAGGGUAGUCAAGAAGCCAAAUUGAACUGUUUCUCAAAAUUUUGAAAUGUAUCUUCAUAAUUUUUUAUUACCCUUUUCAUAAGCUUGUUUCUGAAAUAAGGUUUAUGAGGGUAUGUAUGACUGGUUUUUUAGUUGCUAAAACAUAGGGACACCUUCUGUCUCUUCAACUUUAUUGCAUAAGGCCAGGUAGAUUUUAUCUAACACGGUCUGCCGUUACCAACUAAAUGCUAUUUUUUCGCUGGGAAGGUAUUGCAUAUUAUUCAUUUGCUUAAUAUCUCAUUUAGCCGUAAUAAAAAAACCGGGUAUACAAAACCCCAAAAGCCUCAUAUCAAAAAAAAGCUUGUGAAAAGGGCAAUCAAGGAAUGUGAAAAUGCACAGGGUGUUCAAAAUAUUUCAGAAAUGUUUCAUUUUGGAUCAUUGGCCUCCCUGUAUAAACUGUUCAAAAAUAAGUGGAUAGGAACAAAAAAGUGCAAGACAAACAAACGGAAAAUUCAGUAUUCUAGCUAUAACAGUUGCGGAGGUACAAGUUGUCAAAAUUGAGUGUUUUGUUCGAUCGGUUGUCCAAUAUCUCAACAAUCUGAAAAUGUAUAUUUGUUAUAUAAUAUCUCUGUUUGAAAAGGCUUAUCCAAAUCUGCAAUAAAAUGUAAUCUUUGAAAAAUGCAUGUUUGUGUACCCGAAUACUUAUGAAUCAACCCUGUAGAGAUAAAAAUGUGUUCCAGGUAAGGAGCAUACAUGUUAGCUACAAUUUUUGUAAUUAACUUUUAUACUGGGCGCAAUAACAGAACUAUCGACCGAGGCCACACAAGUAACUCACCCUGUAUGUGAUUUGAUUGAACAUUACCGCAUCUGAUUAAUAAUAGUCACAUACUUGGUAGAAACAUUUGCAGAAGUUAUAAUUUUUCUAUUUUGUUUUUUGUACUCUAUAGCAUUUUAGACAAUAAAGAGAUAUGUUAUUUAUAACUGAUGAGUGUCUCUUAAUUGUACAAAUGUGACGAUAGCUCAACUCAAAAAUAUACCGGAUGGGGACGUCGGCUGUAUCUUGGCAACUAGUCAGUCUAGAGCUCUCGGUUAAAAACUACAACAGACAAAAACGAGUUAUAGGUCAUUUCAGGAAAAGUAGGGACAUCUGAUUGUGCUUUAUCGACUUUCACAGUCUUGGUCUCAUUUAAAAGGGCUUUAAAGUGCGCUCACAAUGGAGCUUAAACCUAACGUGUCAGUCCGUUUUACUUUUCACGUCUCUGAGCGAGAAGUAUUGUAAUCACGAAAAAUUGAGAUAUUGUGUUUUUGGGUGUUAUAUGAAAAUCACGAAAAAUUAUGUCGCUCAUUUCCGUCUGUCCGUCUGUCGUUCUCUCUGUCCGCUAAUCCUUGAUGGCCGAUCUAUACCUUGAGUAGUACGGCUUGGAUUUUUAUGGAAUUUUCACACUUGCUACUAUGCCAAGGACGAAAAACCUUCGUAGUUUUUGAUAAUCGAUCCAGUGGAAAGGAAAAAAUAAAAAUAUCGUUUUUUGACGUUUUAGAGUCCUGAUCAUUUUCAGGGAAAUUUGUGCAGGGGUUGAAAUGUGGAGGUUGUAGACGGUGGGGGAGGUUGUACGAACAUUUUUUUUUAUAGUAUAUUUAUAUGUUCCAAGCCUCAGUUCUAUGCACACAUUAGCCAUAAUUCAUACAUCAUUGCUUUUCCCAUUUGCCUUUAAAACCUGAAUGAUAAAGUAAUGUUUUCGAUCCGCGUACGCCUAUCUAGGCUCACCGCCCAGCGAACCGGUGCGGGUGACAAAAAAACAUGCUCGAAAUGAAACUCGCUGCAGCGACGGUUCGCUGGCGUGGAAAGGGACAACGUUGCCACAUGGAAGGUAACUACAAAUAGAGCAGAGAGAUAUACUGGCUAUGGGCCUGUUUGACUAACUUAAUCCGUUUAAUCGCCGUUGUACGUUCGUUUCUGAGAGGUUUCAAAUUACGCUAAACUUAAUCCUUUAUUAGCUGUUAACGACAUUGAAUAAGAGGUGCAUGGUCAACCAACUUUAAGUCUUUUUUCAUCAAAGACAACAUCACUGUUAUUUUUCAAAAAUUUCAAUGAUAUCAUUUUUCAUUAUUAGGAAAGUGGAUGAAAAACUCUACAGAUUAGUGAAAACCAUAGGCCGCAAUCUUUGACUGGUUGCCAAGAUACAGCUUGCGUUCUUUAUUAAUGGCUCACUCGGUACUUAUAUAAAAGUUAGAUAGCAACAGCUCAGAACAAAGACGUCCACAUUGCUUUCAGUUUUGUUCUUUUUUAACUUGUUACUUGUAUAUUGGAAUUUAGGAGAUACAAAUAUUCUACUAUUUUGCUCAAAUUUUAUGUCGAUUUAUUUUCUUUGAUGCGCAAGAAUGAUCCUUGUAACAUCCUAUAGCUUAUAUCAAAAUAGAGUUAGAUAGAGGCCUAAAAUUUAGUGCAAAUUUACAACCGGUUUGUCGACGGCAAUACAAUAUUCACAUAUUCUACAUUUUUGGUCAACGACAUUCUCAUUUAAGGCUUUUAUAGCCACUCGUUACUUCAGGAUUGCUUGCCUUCGUAAAAACAUGUCGCAACUCGAGUGAUCGCAAACAAUGUCAAUGCUCUGCUACGUUUAUACCUAUGCCUCAAAAUGGUUCAGCGUGAAUAUGUAAACUGUUUUGAGGUGUACGUGUGAUCAAUCUACUAACUAUUUGUUCAGAUGAAAUUGUCAUUACUACGUUAACACAUAGUACGUUCGAUAAGUCCUCAGACUUGCAUCGUGAUCUCCGGUGGUUAGAAUUGUGUUGAAAGGUCUAAACUAACAACAGAACCCGGCUGUAGUGACACUUUGGAGCUGCCAGGUAAUAAGGAUUGGAGUUCCACGUUAAUAUUGUUCGCCUGGAAAAAUUUCCUGACGCAAGUUUGCCCUGUUCACUCGUUGGAAACGGUGGGUGUAAAAAAUCAUUGCGGUGGUAUCUUUGACUUUCAUGAUUAUGAUAUUUUCAAUACUACAUAUGGGUUAUAUUGGUAGCUUACAUCCACCAACACAAUUUUAACUACCGGGCACUGCGUUGUAAGCGAUUGAGGUGCCCCACGGCGGCUAGUCCCAUUACUUACUAAAUGCACCCUGUACACCUUGUCAAAUGGCAAGACAGGAAAGCGAAUAACUUCAUAUUUCCAUGCAUGUAGAAUAUAAGAAUAUGCCAGACAUUCUUGUUGUCCUAGUGGGAGUUUAUUAGCUAGUGAAAAUGGCACUAAAUCUGCUGCAAUGCACCCCUCCAGUUUACGUCCAAUAAAUAUGCCAUCAUUUUGUAUGUGGCGAACUAUUAGCAUUAGAGACCCAUUCACAAUCAAUGCACGCUUCAAGCACAUCACAAAUCAAAAUCGUUUGCCUAGAUGACGUGUAGUUCUUUGAUGGAAUAAGACUACUUAAAAGCUAAUAAGUCCCAUCUUAAUAUGAUCAUCCCUACAAAAAAUGUUACGUAUUCAUACGAAAAUCAGUUUUGCGUGGCAAUUUAGGUAUGUUAAGAAGCAUUUUCGGUAUGUGUCAGGGCGCAAAUAUUCCGCAGCAUUAACAGCAUCAGUAAUGUAGUUUUUGGAAAUACGUCAUCUAUGGCAAAGUUUUAUGUGGUGAAAAUCAUCUAAAUGCACAUAGUUAUUCCGUUAUGAUACCUGGUGUUUUUGCUCUUGUGAUAAAAACAUUUGUUCAAAAAUCUCGUUUAUAGAGAAGGCAAGAUGUCGGUUGCAAUACUUUCACACCAUUGUCACAUUUAAGUACAAAACCUAUUUUCAUUUUUCCAAUACAGCACCCCCAAUUUUCCAGUAGCAACAAGAACUAUUGAUAUUAACCGAAAGUUAACUCUCGGAAAGCGUUUUUUAUGUUUUUUUUGUCCUAAACGAUAGUUCACUUUGACCAUUAGAUCAACAAGAUCUUUGUAGUUAAACACACAAAAGAAAUAAGACAAGUGCCGACCGUCACAAAAAUGUAGACAUAAUACUCGGUAUGUAAAAGAAGCGAUUCCACAUCAACAACCGAACUGGAAAAACAAAUUUACGGAUUAGUAAACCUGAAAUCCAGUUGCAACUGAAAAACUGGGCCGAUGUCCAAAAUUUGAUGAACAAAGAAAUGUUGAUUCAAAAAAUUCCUCUAAAAUAAUUCCUGCAAGACAUAUUGCAUCACGGCAUCUACCAAAAUGUGUUCUGGAAAAUUUGUGACCCAAAAAUACUUCAAAAGAUCAAUUCACAUUAGUGAAUCGUGUGCCUUGGGCAUUUAAAGUUGCAAGCUUAGUUGUGAAACUUCUUCAGCAAGAGGUUGCUCAGUGAUACUAAGUUGUAUGAAAAACCAUGAAGUGUGUCUUUUAAUGUACAACUCUCAAAAGCAUUGUGAAUCAAAAAUCUUAUUCUUUAGUAUUACUGGCAUUCGUAAUAAUUCAAGUAGUUCGCAUAGCACUAUUGAGGUUGUUGUAUCGAACUGAAAAGUGAUUACUAGCUAUGCUUCUUUUCAUAUACCACUAGGGAAGAGGCAUUAGCUUGACCAGUUGAAGCUAUUUUGCCUCUAAUAAGACUUGGAACACUAGAAAGAUGCAACAGGGUUACGGUUAGUUUUCCGCAACCUGAAGGAAAUAGUUUACGAAUAAACUACCAUGUUCGAUAUGAACAACCUGGACGUUAAAAAAAGCGGUUUCUUAGAGCUAACUCAUAAUUCUUGUAUCUGUGAACAUGUGAAAAUGUUUUGCAGCUUUGGUUCAAUACCAACAUCACAUGAGCAUAGGUGUGUCUGCGCUUCAAAAGAUAAAAAUUUCAGACAUUUUGACAAAAAAAAUUAAUGAUCCACACAUAAAAAUUUUUCAGUGUUGAUAACGAGCUACACGAACUGUUUGAAAUUGUUUAAUUUAGGUUGCAAUGUGAUUGAAUUAUGUUAUUGGAGCGAUUGAUAGUUUUCUUGUGUUUUGAAAAGAUAUUUAAAGAAAUAAUACAGGGUAGUGAACACGGAAUUUAACCUCUUCUGUUCAUACAUCAAUUGCAAAAAUUAGUCUUUUAACACAUUGUAUCUAAAAUAUAUUUUACAAUUAUUAUUGAAAAAAUU